AUGGCAAUCUGGGGCACAUAUGACAGAGCAUACCAUAGCAUUUCAGAGCACUCCAGAGCAUGCCAUGGCCCUCCAGAGCACACUGCAGCACAUGUGCUGGAGCAAACCAUAGCAUUCCAGAGCACUCUGGAGCAUGCCAUGGCCCUCUGGGCCACUCCAAAGCAAAUGCCAGAGCAAACUGUGGCACAUGGGCCAGAGCAUGCCAUGGCCCUCCAGGUGAACUGUGGCAAGCCAGCCACUCUGGAGCAAAUGCCAGAGCAUGCCAUUGUCCUCUGGGCCACUCUGGAGCAAAUUCCAGAGCACACUGCAGCACAUGUGCCAGAGCAUACCAUAGCAUUCCAGAGCACUCCAGAGCAGGCCAUGGCUCUCUGGGAGCACACUGUGGCACAUGCACCAGAGCAUACCAUAGCAUUCCAGAGCACUCUGGAGCAGGCCAUUGCCCUCCAGAAUAAGCUGCAGCUUAUGUUCCAAACCAAACUGUGGCAUGGAAGACACUCUGGAGCAAAUUCUGGAGCAAACUGUGGUACAUAUGCCUGA
Pisolithus orientalis is the source of this 537-nucleotide messenger RNA. RefSeq lists its product as uncharacterized. The record is from RefSeq and is a predicted model, not a curated record. Bases 1 to 537 code for a protein of 178 amino acids. The transcript has 5 exons. NCBI's taxonomy places the organism in Eukaryota, Fungi, Basidiomycota, Agaricomycetes, Boletales, Pisolithaceae.